ACUGGAGAGAAACCCUAUAAAGGUAUUCAAUAUGGUGAAUCCCUUGUACAUCACAGUAUUCUCCAAAUACAUGAAAGAACAUGUACUAAAGAGAAACCCUAUAAAUGUAAUCGAAGUGAUAAAGCCUUUUCACAACACAGUUAUCUCAGAACCCAUAAAAGAACACAUACUGGAGAGAAGCUGUAUGAAUGUAAUCAGUGUGGCAAAGUGUAUUCUCGACAGAGUUAUCUCCGAAUACAUAAAAGAACACAUACUGGAGAGAAACCUUAUGAAUGUAAGCAGUGUAGUAAAGCCUUUGCAUGCCAUGGUCAGCUUCGAAGGCAUGAAAGAAUUCAUACUGGAGAGAAACCUUACAAAUGCAAUCAAUGUGAUAAAGCCUUUUCACGACACAGUCACCUUCAAAUACAUAAAAGAACACAUACUGGAGAGAAACCUUAUGAAUGUCAUCAAUGUGGUAAAGCCUUUUUAUGUUCCAGUCAUCUCAAAAUACAUAAAAGAACACAUACUGGAGAGAAACCUUAUGAAUGUAAUCAGUGUGGUAAAGCCUUUACAUAUCGUGGUGGACUUCAAAGUCAUGAAAGAACACACACGGGAGAGAAGCCCUAUGAAUGUGAUCAAUGUGGUAAAGCCUUUGCAUCUAACAGUAGUCUUCAAUACCAUAAAAGAACACAUACUGGAGAGAAACCCUAUGAAUGUAAUCAAUGUGGUAAUUCUUAUUCACAACCAUGUAUUCUCAAAAUCCAUAAAAGAACACAUACUGGACAGAAACCCUAUAAAUGCAACCAAUGUGAUAAAGCCUUUGCAUGUCAUAGUAGUCUUCAAAGUCAUGAAAGAAAACAUACUGGAGAGAAACUUUAUGAAUGUAAGCAAUGUGGUAAAGCCUUUACAUAUCAUGGUGGACUUCAAAGUCAUGAAAGAACACACACGGGAGAGAAGCCCUAUGAAUGUGAUCAAUGUGGUAAAGCCUUUGCAUGUCACAGUAGUCUUCAAAACCAUAAAAGGACACAUACUGGAGAGAAGCCCUAUGAAUGUAAUCAAUGUGGUAAAGCCUUUGCAUAUCAUAAUUAUCUUCAAAUACAUAAAAGAACACAUACUGGAGAAAAACCCUAUGAAUGUAAUCAAUGCAGUAAGGCCUUUUCAUGUCAUAGUAGUCUUCAAAAUCAUAAAAGAACACAUACUGGGGAGAAACCCUAUGAAUGUAAUCAAUGUGGUAAAGCCUUUGCAUGUUACAGUAAUCUUCAAAACCAUAAAAGAACACAUAGUGGAGAAAAACCCUAUGGAUGUAAUCAAUGUGGUAAAGCCUUUACAUGUCAUAAUAGUCUUCAAAACCAUAAAAGAACACAUACUGGAGAAAAACCCUAUGAAUGUAAUCAAUGUGGUAAAUCCUAUUCAAGUCCACGAAAUCUCAGAAUACAUAAAAGAACACAUAGUGGAGAGAGACCCUAUGAAUGUAAUCAAUGUGGUAAAGCCUUUGCAUAUCAUGGUUAUCUUCAAAUCCAUAAAAGAACACAUACUGGAGAAAAGCCCUAUGAAUGUAAUCAAUGUGGUAAAGCCUUUGCAUGUCACAGUAAUCUUCAAAACCAUAAAAGAACACAUACUGGAGAAAAGCCCUAUGAAUGUAAUCAAUGUGGUAAAGCCUUUGCCUGUCACUAUAGUCUUCAAAACCAUGAAAGAACACAUACUGGAGAAAAACCCUAUGAAUGUAAUCAAUGUGGUAAAGCCUUUGCACAUCAUAAUUAUCUUCAGAUACAUAAAAGAAAACAUACUGGAGAGAAACCCUAUAAAUGUGAUCAAUGUAGUAAAGCUUUUACAUGUCAUAGUAAUCUUCAAAACCAUAAAAGAAAGCAUACUGGAGAGAAACCCUAUGAAUGUAAUCAAUGUGGUAAAGCUUUUACAUGUCAUAGUAGUCUUCAAAACCAUAUACGAAAGCAUACUGGAGAGAAACCCUAUGAAUGUAAUCAAUGUGGUAAAGCUUUUUCACAACUAA
Molecule: messenger RNA, 1987 nt
Organism: Arvicanthis niloticus (Nile rat)
Lineage: Eukaryota; Metazoa; Chordata; Mammalia; Rodentia; Muridae
Source: RefSeq, a predicted model, not a curated record